Messenger RNA from Cryptomeria japonica (Japanese cedar), 1321 nucleotides. RefSeq lists its product as uncharacterized. The record is from RefSeq and is a predicted model, not a curated record. Lineage: Eukaryota; Viridiplantae; Streptophyta; Pinopsida; Cupressales; Cupressaceae. The transcript has 3 exons. Gene Ontology annotation, molecular function: protein dimerization activity. The coding region runs from base 21 to 1133 and encodes 370 amino acids.
UGUUCAUCACAAACCACCACAUGUCUCAAGGGAUUUUUAGAACCUAUUCAAAUUUGGAGCUAUUGAAGGUUGCUGAGACCCGUUUUGCAUCAAACACAAUCGUCUUAAGACGACUUGUGAAAGUUAGAGUGGCACUAUGCAAUAUGGUGAUCAGCACCAAUUGGACUGUAUGGAAGCAAAGUAGCACUGAGAGGGCAGAAAAAAUUAGGGAUAGAAUAUUGAAUGAGAAAUGGUGGGAUCUUGUUACAUAUCUCCUAAGUAUCACUGAGCCCAUCAUGAGCAUGAUUCGCUAUACAGACAUGGAUAGGCCUUGCAUAGGUGAGAUUUAUGAUGGCAUUGAUUCAAUGCUUGAAAAAACAAAGGUCACUAUAAAUGAAAAAGAGAAUGAUCCUCAGGAGAAAUUCUUCAAAGAACUGGAAGUAAUUAUUGUAGAGAGGUGGAAUAAGAUGACCACUCCUUUGCACCUUCUUGCCUAUGCCUUGACACCUAAGUACUAUAGCAAUCAGUUUCUUGAUAAACCAGGAAGGAUUCCACCAUGGAGAGAUCUAGAAGUAUCUGAUGGGUAUAAGGCAGCAUUUCUUAGACUAUAUCCCGAUGAUGAUUUGCGAGAUGUUGUUACAAAUGAGUUCAUAGAAUUCGCAAAUGGGAAUGGUCUAAGUGUUGAUGCACUUCGUCAUAGAUCCAAGAAAGAUGCUCAUAGCUGGUGGUACUUCCAUGGCACAUGCUUCCAACACCUACAACCCCUCGCUAUAAAAGUUUUAUCACAAGUUGCUAGUUCAUCUGCUUCAGAAAGAAAUUGGAGCACAUACUCUUUCAUCCACUCAGUAAAGCGCAAUAGGCUGCUAUCAAAAAGAGUGGAGAAUUUAGUAUAUGUGCAUUCCAACCUACGUCUUCUUUCACACAAACAACAUGACUACACACAAGGAGAAACAAAGAUGUGGGAUAUAGAGCCAGAGCAUACUGAUUUGGAUGCUCCUGCUUCUCAGCUUCUUGCAUUGACACUUGAUGACUCGGAAAUUGAGCCAACUUAUAGUGCAAGUGCAAGUGGCAUUGGCUCAUGUAAUGUCAAUGUCAAUGAGGAGGAGGAGGAGGAGGAGGAGGAUGAAGAAUUAGAUGAUCCAUUUGAUGAUUAAACUUUAAGUUUAUAUUGUUGAAAGUUGAAACAAUGAUACUUGAAUAUUUUGUCAUUUUGAUAUUAAACUUGAUGUAUAUGAUGCUAUUAUCAAUUAUGGUAUGAUCAUGAUGCUAUGAUUACAAGUUUAUGUUUGUUUUGUUGUUCAUAUGAUGCUAUGUGACAUGCAUAUUUUAAUUCAUGCUUAUA